AUGUCGGUCCUCUUGGAGACGAGCUCCGGUGACAUUGUCAUUGACCUGCUGGUUGACUACGCGCCGAAGCUGUGCGAAAAUUUCCUGAAGCUCUGCAAAGUCAAGUACUACAACUUCUCGCCGAUCCACUCGGUCCAGAAGAACUUCUCCUUCCAAACCGGCGACCCCCUCGGCCCGCUGUCGAAGGAGUCCGAUGGCGGCACCUCGAUAUGGGGCCUGCUGUCGGGCGACAGCAAGAAGAAGAUGUUCCCCGCCUUCUUCCACCCGAAGCUCAAGCACCUCGAGCGCGGCACCGUGAGCAUGGCCACCGCGCCCCUCGACUCGGACCCGGACACGCGCGUCGCUGCGUCGCAGUUCAUCGUCACGCUGGGCGACGAGACGGACUACCUGGACGGCAAGGCUGCCGUCUUUGGCAAGGUCGUCGAGGGCUUCGACGUGCUGGAGAAGAUCAACGAGGCCAUCGUGGACGACAAGGGACACCCGCUCAUCGACAUCCGCAUCAAGCACACCAUCGUUCUCGACGACCCCUACCCCGACCCACCGGAGCUGCGGGAGCCCAGCGGCUCGCCGCCACCGAGCAAGGCACAGCUCGAGACUGUGCGCAUCGCGGACGAGGCUGCCCUGCACGAGGACGACGACAUGGACGAGGAGGCCGUUGAAAAACGGCGGAGGGAGAGGGAGGCACGGGCUCAGGCGCUCACUCUGGAAAUGAUGGGUGAUUUGCCGUUUGCCGAGGUCGCCCCUCCCGAGAACGUCCUGUUCGUUUGCAAGCUGAACCCGGUCACCACGGAUGCCGAUCUGGAGCUCAUCUUUGGUCGGUUUGGCAAGAUCCUCAGCUGCGAGGUCAUCCGCGAUGCCAAGACGGGCGACAGUCUCCAGUACGCCUUCAUCGAGUAUGCCGACAAGGCCUCCUGCGAAGCUGCGUACUUCAAGAUGCAGGACGUGCUGAUCGAUGACCGCCGCAUCCACGUGGACUUCUCACAGAGUGUGAGCAAGCUGAGCCAGGUCUGGAGAGACGACACGAACAGCAAGCGCAAGAAGAACGCCUCCAGGGGCGGAUGGGGAGGCGUCGACGAGCUCGAGAAGCGCAGGCAAUACCGCGACGUGUACGAGAGGGACGGUGACAACUACGAUCUCGUGUAUGGAGAUGAGGAGAUGAAGGGCCGCGCCGAGCGUGACAGCAACCGCCGGCCUGAGCCCAAGGGACAACAGGAGCAGGGCAGAGAUCACGCCAGAUAG
Messenger RNA from Colletotrichum siamense, 1239 nucleotides. RefSeq names its product Peptidyl-prolyl cis-trans isomerase-like 4 (gene CYP6). Gene Ontology annotation, biological process: protein peptidyl-prolyl isomerization. Gene Ontology annotation, cellular component: nucleus. The record is from RefSeq and is a predicted model, not a curated record. NCBI's taxonomy places the organism in Eukaryota, Fungi, Ascomycota, Sordariomycetes, Glomerellales, Glomerellaceae. The coding region runs from base 1 to 1239 and encodes 412 amino acids. The transcript has 3 exons. Gene Ontology annotation, molecular function: peptidyl-prolyl cis-trans isomerase activity; RNA binding.